CCUGCUGCUGCUGACAUUUGUGGGGUGGUUCACCACAGCGCAAGACGCCAGCUGAAAGGUAUUAGGUCCAUCAGCAUCCCAGGCUGCUCGACAUCCCAGCAGGAGCACCGGGAGGAGGUGGAGAGGAAGAAGUGGCACUACUAGGAGGCGGAGGAGAAGGAGGAGGAGGGGGGUUCGUUCCGCUUGGACGGCCGGAGCAGUGAGGAGGCUGGGUCGGGAGGGGAGACGGACGAGGCAGCGCUCCCUCUUUCUCCUCCUCGCUUUCUUUCUUUCUUUCUUCCUUUCUCCUCCGGCCGCGUGUGCGUGCGUCCCGCUCCGCUCCGCUCCAGCACGGCUCCGGGAAAGGAGGGAGGGAGGGAGUCUUGACGCAUCGCGGUGCGUGAGCGCACCGAGGCUGCGCUACUGCACUUUUCCAGUAUGCAACCUGCGAGGCGCCACGCCGUCAGCUACUUGUGCCACUGAUACUGUGAGAGAGUGAGAAAGAGGAGCGAGGUAGAGGAGGAGAGUCGGGGAUGGAGAUUCAGAGCAGACGCGCAGACGCUCACAGCCCGUGGAUGUAGAAAUCCACAAAAGACAGGAGCGGCUCCUUUACUAUCACUACUACUACUAUUAUUAUUUAUAUAUGCGCACAAGUCACGCGGAGAGGCUAUUUUCUUUUGUCCGGGAGCGUCGCCUCGACUCACAGUGAUGUAUGUGAGCAGAAUAUUCUUUUGUGACAAAAUACGGAUUAAUCUGUGACUGCAAAUCCCUCGGAGAAAAUACCGCCGCGAGGCCAGAUUGGAGAACCAGAAAAGGUGCAAAUCGGUUUCCAUACAUUGGUGAUUGGAUGUGAGUCUACUUUGACCCUAUAAAAUUGAAGAUGACGUUGCUAUGGAAACUGCUGGUGCUGCACUCACUUAUGGGGUGCCUUGCAGGGAGCAGUGUCCUGCAGAGUCCUGUCUUCACCAAGCAGCCUGGCAGCAUCGUGUAUCCUGUGGAGACCCUGGAGAAGAACAGGGAGGUGGUUUUCAGCUGUGAAGCCCAGGGAAGUCCCCCUCCCCUCUACCGGUGGAAACUGAACGGCACAGAAAUCAGCCCCAAGUCUGGAUCGCACUACAGUCUUUCCGGAGGCAACCUCAGAAUCAGCCACCUGAACAAAGACCAAGAUGCUGGAACGUAUCAGUGCCUCGCCUCCAACUCCUUCGGGACCAUCGUCAGCCGAGAGGCCAGCCUAACCUUCGCAUACCUGGAAAACUUCAAGACUCAAAGAAGAAGCUCGGUAUCGGUUCGUGAAGGUCAAGGAGUGGUUCUGCUGUGUGGCCCUCCACCGCAUUCUGGAGAUCUGAUAUUUUCCUGGAUCUUCAAUGAGUACCCGACAUUUGUGAAGCAGGACACUCGCCGCUUCAUCUCGCAGGAGACGGGGAAUUUGUACAUCGCCAAAGUGGAGCCUUCAGACGUUGGCAACUACACUUGUGUGGUGACCAACACGGUCACGAAGACUCGUGUCCAGGGUCCCCCGACUCCACUGGUGCUCCGCAGCGAUGGUGUUAUGGGCGAAUACGAGCCAAAGAUCGAGGUCCAGUUUCCAGAGAUCGUUCAGGUCGCCAAAGGAUCCACUGUGAAGCUGGAAUGCUUCGCUCUGGGAAACCCUGCGCCUUCUAUAAGCUGGAGGCGAGUGGACGCCGUCCCCUUCCCCAGGAAGGUGGACAUGAGGAAGGCCAGCGGCGUCCUGGAAAUCCCUUAUUUCCAGCAGGAGGACGCCGGCACGUACGAGUGCGUGGCCGAGAACUCCAGGGGAAUGAACACGGUGAAGGGAAAGCUCACUUUCUACGCGCCUCCUCACCUCAUCGAGAAGCCCCAAGAUGUCCAGAAGCUCAUUGAUGACUCACUGGUGUGGGAGUGUAAAGCCACGGGGAAGCCGAAGCCUUCGUACAGGUGGAUGAAAAACGGAGAGAACCUGGAGCCUGCAGAGGAGCGCGUACAGGUUGCGAAUGGAGUGUUGUCCAUCAGCCGCCUGACCCUGACCGACACGGGAAUGUACCAGUGUGUGGCUGGGAAUAAGCACGGCGAGGUCUACUCCAACGCGGAGCUCCGAGUGAUAGCCGUUGCCCCAGAUUUUUCUCACAAUCAACUGAGGAGCCAGACGCUGGUGAAGGUAGGAGGGGAUGUGCUCAUCGAGUGCAAGCCUAAGAUGUCUCCUUGGGGUGUGAUCUCUUGGCGCAAGGGCAGCGAACCACUCCGAGAAAGUAACAGGAUCUCAAUCCUGGACAAUGGAAACCUUCGGAUAUGGAACGCGACCAAAGCCGACGCAGGCCUCUACACCUGCGUAGCGAGAAACCAGUUUGGACUGGCGAGCAGCACAGGAAGCGUCACAAUUAAAGAGGCGACCAUCAUCACCAGCCUCCCGUCCACGCUGGACGUCACGGUGGGGGAGAGCGUGGUCCUGCCCUGCCAAGUGAGCCACGACCCAUCUCUGGAGCUCAAAUUCACCUGGUUCUUCAACGAGCAGCUCAUCAACUUCGGGAGCCACGGUGGAUUCUUUGAAAAAGUCGGAGGCCAGCAUUCGGCAGGAGACAUCAUGAUUCGAAACAUCCAGCUGAGGCACGCGGGGAAGUACACGUGCGCCGUGCAAACGAAGGUGGACAGCAUUUCUAUUGCCGUUGACUUGGUUGUCAGAGGUCCCCCGGGGCCCCCCACCAGCAUCCACGUAGAAGAAAUCACUGAAACCACAGCCUCUCUGUCCUGGAGGCCCGGCCCUGAUAAUCACAGUCCAAUUACAGCGUACACCAUCCAGGCCAGGACACCAUUUUCCCUCGGGUGGCAGGCUGUCACCACAGUACCUGAGGUGGUGGGGGGCCACCGGCUGACAGCCACAGUAAUAGACCUGAGCCCUUGGGUGGAGUAUGAGUUUCGAGUCCUGGCAAGCAACACCAUCGGGACCGGCGAGCCCAGCAAGCCUUCCAAACAAGCAAGGACAAAAGGCACUUCUCCGAAGGUCACACCGGCUAAUGUGAGCGGAGGCGGUGGCAGUCGCUCCGAAUUAGUCAUCACAUGGGAGCCUGUUCCAGAAGAGCUGCAGAACGGACCCGGGUUCGGCUACGUCGUGGCUUUCCGACCCCACGGCGCCACGGGCUGGAUGCAGGCGGCCGUACCCUCGGCUGAAGCGUCCAGAUACGUGUUUAAAAACGAGAGCAUCCAGCCCUUCUCGCCUUUCCACGUGAAGGUCGGCGUCUACAACAACGAGGGGGAAGGGCCCUUUGGACCUGUUACCACUAUCUACUCUGCUGAGGAGGAGCCUGGCAGAGCGCCCACGAGGGUCCGCGCCAAGAGCCUCUCUGCAUCCGAGAUUGAAGUUGCAUGGAAAGCCCUGCCCUGGAACGCCAGCAAGAAGAGAGUGCUGGGAUACGAGCUGAGGUACUGGAGUAAAAGUGAGAGGGAAGACAUGGCCAGCGUGCAGAGGACAGUGGGAAAUCAAACGUCUACUAUUAUCAGCGGGGUGAAAGGCAGCACCACUUAUUACAUCUCGGUGAGGGCGUACAACACGGCUGGAACGGGACCUCCCAGCACCACGGUCAAUGUUACCACCAAAAAACCUCCGCCCAGUCAGCCACCGGCUAAAGUGAUGUGGAACACAUCAAACUCCAAGAUCAUAUUGAACUGGGAGCAGGUCAAAGCUCUGGAGAAUGAGUCAGAGGUCACUGGUUACAAGGUGCUGUACAAGAAGAACCGACACAGCCGCCCCAGCGUCAUGGAAACCAACACCACCUCUGUGGAGCUUGCUCUCCCCACUGAUGAGGAUUACAUUAUCCAGAUAAAGCCGUUCGGAGAGGGAGGCGAAGGCAGCAGUAGCAGGCAGAUCACCAUCCCAAGGAUACCAGGUCCAAAUGCAGUCGGCUCAGCAUCCAAGGUCUCCACUCUGUCAGCCCUCAGUACAAUAGCACUGUCUUUCACAGCACGGACAUCUUUAUGACAAACGGCUCCCAGCAGACGUUGCAUCUGAGGUGGAGGCAUCGGUCCUCCAGUGGAACGCGAAUACACCCCGCUCUGGUGUAACUAGAUUCAUUCAUUUAGAUUUUAGAGGCAGAAGGGAGAUGCUAACAAAAUAAACAAAAUAAAAUAAAAAUGUUUAAAAAAAA
Mugil cephalus (flathead mullet) is the source of this 4115-nucleotide messenger RNA. It is a transcript of the gene cntn4, whose product is annotated as contactin 4. The record is from RefSeq and is a predicted model, not a curated record. The transcript has 23 exons. The coding region runs from base 860 to 3949 and encodes 1029 amino acids. Gene Ontology annotation, molecular function: protein binding. NCBI's taxonomy places the organism in Eukaryota, Metazoa, Chordata, Actinopteri, Mugiliformes, Mugilidae.